Messenger RNA from Pseudovirgaria hyperparasitica, 1090 nucleotides. RefSeq lists its product as uncharacterized. The transcript is spliced from 2 exons. The record is from RefSeq and is a predicted model, not a curated record. Bases 32 to 961 code for a protein of 309 amino acids. NCBI's taxonomy places the organism in Eukaryota, Fungi, Ascomycota, Dothideomycetes, Acrospermales, Acrospermaceae.
CCACCACUCGUUCACCCAUAAUCGGGAAGCAAUGAAUUCCCCUCAAUCGUCUAUUUCCUUCACCGACACGCCAAUACCGCUCGAUGUUCCUCCAGCUCCCCUCGAAGAUGCCCCUCUAGCGCCCUCGUCGUCGACCAACAAGCCCCUGCCCCCGCGGCCCCCGCCUAGUCGCACCGUGAGCUUCGCCGACACAGACGACGAAUACAUCUACAGCACGCAAGACAACUCGUACCAAACACCUCAAUAUGUAUACAUCAUAUACACUCUCUCAAUCGCAUGCUCCGUCGCAUCGGUGGGAUGUUUCCUCGUGGCUAUGUACAUUGCACACCACAUACCGUUCGCGAACGAGUGGACUCAGCAGACGGAUCGGUAUGGCGAGCUAGGGGUGCGGGAGAUGAUGAUACUGGGGGGCGUCAACGCAGCGUGGACAGGCUUCAAUUUGCGAAUGGCGCGGCAAAAUACGUAUUUCCGGCUGGUGGUGCUGAAUUCGAUGUACGACUUUCUCAUCUGGGCGGCGCUGCUGGCUUUUGCGAUACUUGUGUACUUGGUUGAGCUGCUGGACCGCGAUAAUAUGUGCUGGAACUCAAAUGUUCCGCGCGACCGGGUGGGCGAGUGUGAGUAUUUUAGUGAGCAGAUCUUAUUACCGCUGGAUCUGACCGGGGCCGGGCUACCUAUGCUUGUAGCUGUGCUGCAUUUUAUCCUGCUUAUUGCGAGGUGUAGUCUGGAUAUCCCGGAGUGGUGGAAAGGCGAGGGGCCGUAUCCUUAUGAUGACGUUGGGUUGCAGUUGCAGCGAAUGACGACGGAGAGUGGAGAUUCGGAAGAAGCGCAGAGACUGGUCCCCGCAGACGAAGAGGAUGGGUCUGAAGACGAGCAAACACAGCUGCCGGAGACUGAUGCACAGGCUGAACCGCACGAGUCGAGAACGUCCCGUGAUGAGGAAGAAGGUCUUAUUCAACUAUAAAUAUCCUACCACAUUGUCGUCGCUUUGAAGGAGUACCCGUCUCUUCUCAGGACUUCUUCCCCAUAAAAUUGCCAUUUACGACGUGCUGGUCUCUUAUCACCAUAUGUUUAUAGGUCCCACCAACAAUCG